This is a messenger RNA of Capsella rubella, 617 nucleotides long. RefSeq lists its product as uncharacterized. The coding region runs from base 168 to 419 and encodes 83 amino acids. The record is from RefSeq and is a predicted model, not a curated record. Lineage: Eukaryota; Viridiplantae; Streptophyta; Magnoliopsida; Brassicales; Brassicaceae. The transcript has a single exon.
CUUGCCGACGAAACGAAUAUACUCAAAGAUUGGGUAUAACUGACAUUUCACGUUUAACAAAAAUAAAAAAUGAAAUUGACAUUUCUCAUUUCUCAAUAUCCUCCCCCAUAAUUGAUACAGAGUUGGAGGCAUCAGAGAAAAAGAGAGAGAGAGCGAUCUCACUCUCAAUGGCGGCGAUAACAAGCGCGGUGAUCGCAAUUGCCGGAAUCAUCUUGGGAUGGAUAACGAUAGAGUUAGCUUGUAAGCCAUGCCUGGAGUCAGGCCGUGAAGCUAUCGACAGAUCUCUCAACCCCGAUUACGAUCCCGACGACCAAGACGACGUCGUCGACACAUCAUCCGGUCUUCGUGCUCCUCUCAUCCCAAAUCCUCCUCCCGAUAACUCCGAUCCUGAUCCCUCCACCGCGAUCAAGUCCGUCUGAUCGAUCUUGAGCUUUUGUUUGUAUUUAUUUUUUUCCCUCAUUUUGCCAUAUCCUUGUGUAAACAUCUCUCUCGUCUCCUAAUUUCAGUUGAUUUGUGCAAUUCCUAUUGAAUGCUUUGUGUGUUUUGUUCUUUUUGCAAAGUAUUCAAUGAAGCAACAAUUCGAGAUCUAUCAAUACGAUUAAGGUUCUUAUUUGUUA